Messenger RNA from Parascedosporium putredinis, 630 nucleotides. The record is from the annotation of a GenBank genome assembly. NCBI's taxonomy places the organism in Eukaryota, Fungi, Ascomycota, Sordariomycetes, Microascales, Microascaceae.
AUGUCUAAUCUUCAUGCACCAACUAUUCCUUCAGGGCCUACUAGCGCCCCAGCCCAGAAUGGGCAGACCAUCCAGCGCACUAUGGCGGAGCUCCAACAAAAGAAAGCGAAUAUGGAAGCAGAGUUACGAGCGCUCAGUGGCGUUCUCGACUCACAUGGGGUUGACAUGAACACCCCUCUCCUCACCCCCGAUGGCUAUCCGAGAGCAGACAUCGACGUUGCUCAAAUUCGAACAACAAGAUCUAGAAUCAUUCAUCUCCGCAACGAUUAUAAGGCGCUGAUGGAUGCCAUCGAAAGCCAGAUUCAUGCGCACUUUGCCAGUAUUCCAGACGAGCAGCCAGCCCGAAACGAGCAAGGCAGCGAUCCAGAACCAAUCCUUCGAGACUAUGUCGCCCCUGCUCCGCCCCCGGAGGCCUUUGCAAAGGUAAAUACAGUUGUCGAUGGCAGCCCGGCAUCUUUGGCAGGGCUCAAGCCAGACGACGAGAUCCGGGCCUUUGGCUACGUAAACCACUCGAAUCAUGACGGUCUCAAAAGGUCGCAGAGUGCGUUCGUGGAAAUGAAGGGAAAACGGUUCUCGUCAAGGUAUCAAGAAAAGUGGAAGGAGGACGGGAGGAACUUCAGCUCUCGCUGA